Molecule: messenger RNA, 782 nt
Organism: Rodentolepis nana
Lineage: Eukaryota; Metazoa; Platyhelminthes; Cestoda; Cyclophyllidea; Hymenolepididae
Source: the annotation of a GenBank genome assembly
AUGCCAGUGCAGCUUUUCAACCUCUCGACGCUUUAAUUUAAGACAAUAACUUUACUCUGGUACACGCUUUGUCCAGUUGAGUUACUUUCAACAAAGCAUGGAGUAAUCAAUGUUAAACGGAUCUCUCCUAUCGAAUUACCCUUUUUUUCCAUCAUUUCUUCACCCAGUCCAACGGUUAUAAGCCCCAACCACUGGACUUGUCUGCAAUUCGACUCUCCUCGCGUUUGGAAACCUUGGUUGAUGAGUUGGCCGAAAAUACACACAACAUUUGGGCCAAAGAUCGAAUUAGUCAAGGCUGGACCUAUGGAUCGACUGAAGACAAUGCCCAAAAACGAAGUCCACACCUGGUGCCUUAUUCUGAAGUGAACAGCAGUAUCAAGAAGUUGAAUCGUGAAUCGGCUACUGACGCUGUGAAGACCCUUCUGGCUUACGGAUACGUUAUUGAACCUGUGUCUGGUGAAUCGGAGCAAACCCGUGAAAAUCCAUUGGAUGUGUUGGAGGAAGCAACCAUGAAUUAUCGAGCGGCUUCCUCAAAGGCGGUAACCCGUGGAAAGUGGUAUUAUGAGGUUGAGAUCCUUACCUAUGGAAUGGUUCGAAUUGGUUGGGCAACCAAAAAUGCUCCUGCAGCCACCACAAUCGGCAUGAGUGGAUCGUCCUACUCUUUUGCUCCGGAACAGGUACUUUCUCAUAAGAAUUUCCUUAUCAAUAGGAUAUUGUGUGUGUAUCAUUUAUUUAUUUCAAAUGGCGGGCUUCAUGUUACUUAUCGUCUGCGCGUUAGCUGA